Molecule: messenger RNA, 1259 nt
Organism: Cylicocyclus nassatus
Lineage: Eukaryota; Metazoa; Nematoda; Chromadorea; Rhabditida; Strongylidae
Source: the annotation of a GenBank genome assembly
GCCUCACACCUUGUCUGUAGGUCGCUCCAUUAAUUAGGUCCAGAAGUGAUGCAGACAAACGUAAACAACCCUUGGUUCGCGACCAUUAAUAUGAAUGCCAUACUUUAUGCAAUCUAAUGACUCUGGAAAAGAAUAUAAAAGCGGUAGCCAUCGAAUUGCAUCUUUUGCUGACGAGACUGCAAAACUUUGGACGCUCCUCUCCGUUUUGUGGACUCUUCUCCAUUUUGUGGACUCCACUUGGCUUUUAGUCGCGGGGCAAGUUGAUUGCCUGUUAGAAUACCUUCAAGAAGAUGCAUGCAUCCACAUCACAACAAACAUCCGUCGGUCCGGACCAUACAAGGCACGGUGGCGAGGUGUGUCCAGUCUACCCCCGUCCAGGCCAUGGAUCUUCAGGGGAGCAAAUUCCUCUUCUUGUUAACUGGUAUCGACUAGAAUGCGGUCUAUCGGGUAAAACGAUAUACAUCUACGACAUACAAAUCUUCGAGAUAUCUCACUCCCGAGGGCGGCAGAGAAGAGUGCCCGUAAGAGGAAGGGAUGAAUUGCGUACUUUAUUUUGGAGUUGUUUACGAAGCAAUCCGAGUAUUUUUGGGUCAUACACUGGAACAAUAUUCGACGAUUUCUCAAAAGCUUUUACUAUCAAUCGCUGGCGCUUAAGAAAUGACAGAGGGAAUGUGCAGUUCUAUAAGUCUGAAAGAGGUUCAGAAAAGGAAUGUAGUAUGUCCAUCAAGCCACUCACUGAUUUAACCUUUGAUUUAUCGAGCAAAGACGACCAGCAAAGGAACAACUCCGCUCUAGUGACUAAGAAUCUUUUCACUCAAAGAGCACGAUAUGCGCCUGAAAUGGGCGAUAGCGGCUGGUCUUUUGUCAAUCAGUGGGAUGUCUGCUAUGGUUCCAUCUAUCGGGUACCUCGUCAAGGAGAUGAUUUAGAAACUAGCGUAAAAGUUGCGACAGGAGUACGGGCAUGGUUGGGUAUCUACAACUCCGUAAAGAUGCUUGAAGACUGCACCCCUGCCCUAGCCUUCGGCCUUGUGAAUCGGCUCUACUACGAAAUUGAGAUGGACUUACUGACUUUCUAUUUAGAUUUUCUUGAAGAACUAGGGUUAUCACAUGAAAGGGAAAGAAAUCCGCAGUUCCUGAGAGAUAUGGGUAUGAAUACACAUCAACGAAAACGCAUGACGAAUCGAUUGUGUGGUUUGCGAGUGAUGACGAGGAAGUUUUUAUCAUGGGACAGGUACUCCAAUUCGCAUGUAUACAUUUGA